AUUAAACACCAGCAGAAGAAGAAACAUCCUGCAGAGUCAGACUGGUGUACGAUUAAAAAGCUGGAUGUUUAUCGCAUUAUCUUCAAUAAAUGACAUUGAAAUAUUGUUUCAAUAUUUUCACAUGUCAACAGCAUCAUUGUACUUAAACUAUUCAUCGACUGAGCGUUGGAGAGUUCAGCGUCUGAAUGAAUGAAGAGAGUUUGAUUAUCAGCUCUUCAUUGAACACUAACUAUCACAGCUGAUAAUGUUCACAGACAUGGACUAUGAGCUGGAAGAGGACAAACUUGGGAUUCCUACAGUUCCUGGAACAGUGACUCUGAAGAAAGACUCACAGAACCUGAUUGGGAUCAGUAUUGGGGGCGGCGCUCAGUUCUGCCCGUGUCUCUACAUCGUACAGGUGUUUGAUAACACCCCGGCCGCUCUGGACGGGACUCUGGCCGCGGGAGACGAGAUCACCGGAGUCAACGGCAAGCCUGUGAAAGGGAAGACUAAAGUGGAGGUGGCCAAGAUGAUCCAGACAGUGCAGGGUGAAGUCGUGAUCCAGUAUAAUAAACUGCAGGCCGACCCCAAGCAGGGCAAAUCUCUGGACAUCGUGCUGAAGAAGGUGAAGCAUCGUCUGGUGGAAAACAUGAGUUCAGGAACCGCAGACGCUCUGGGACUCAGCAGAGCCAUUCUGUGCAAUGACGGUCUGGUGAAGAGGCUGGAGGAGCUGGAGAAAACAGCUGAACUUUACAAAGGGUUGAUGGAGCACACGAAGAGACUCCUGAGAGCUUUCUAUGAGCUCUCACACACUCACAGAG
Molecule: messenger RNA, 800 nt
Organism: Pimephales promelas (fathead minnow)
Lineage: Eukaryota; Metazoa; Chordata; Actinopteri; Cypriniformes; Leuciscidae
Source: RefSeq, a predicted model, not a curated record